CGUGUUGUGUUCUGGAAAUUUAUCACUUUGCUCGUAGCUGUAUAACACAGAACAAGUCUUUUUAAGUUUACAUAUUUGCUAAUAAUGUUUAUCUAUGUGUACUUCCUGGAAUUAGUCUCGAUCAUAGGAGCUUCAUUGGCAGUAAACAAUACAGAGAGAGAUUUGGUAUUGAAGGAACUGUUGAGGAAUUAUAAUUCUGCGGUUCCGCCAAAUUAUAAUCACGAUGACCAAUUGAGAGUAGAAAUUCAAGUUUACAUUUUGAGUAUAGAUUCCAUCAGUGAUUCUUCUAAGGAUUUUGCGUUAAGCUUUUUCCUGCGACACAGAUGGAAUGAUUCUCGUCUGAUACAUGACCCGAAACUAGGCACAUUUCAACUAAGUCAAAAAUCUAUGAAUAAAGUCUGGGUACCAGAACUAUUUAUUCUAAAUGAAAAACGUACAGCCCUUCACAGAGUAUCUACACCUGAUAAACUACUGCAUAUCAAACCUGAUGGAUUAAUGUAUUACAGCACUAGAAUUUCUGGAACUUUUUCUUGUGAUGUAAAUCUGUUGAGGUAUCCUCUGGACCAUCAAAUGUGUCCUUUAACAAUUGAAAGUUAUGGGUAUACUUCAGAGACACUAGAUUUGCAAUGGUAUAAGGAACCAGUAGAAGAAAAAGACGACAUCAUUUUGUCUCAGUUCAGUCUUGGCUGUGAAAAAACAAUUAAGUGUGAUAAAGUAUAUGCAGGAUUAAAGUUUUCAUGUGUCCAAAUGAACAUCAAACUAGAUCGUUUAUACGACUACUAUCUGAUUCAGACCUAUAUACCAACAACUCUUAUUGUCAUCCUGUCGUGGGUUUCAUUCUGGAUAAGCAUUGAUGCUACCCCUGCAAGGAUAUCACUGGGACUACUUACAGUCCUCACCAUGACGACACAGAAUACGGGAUUACCAAAAGUCUCAUAUUUCAAAGCAAUAGACGUUUGGAUGGUCUCCUGUAUGUUCUUUGUGUUUGCAGCAUUGAUAGAGUUUGCUUAUGUAAAUGUUUUGUCGAGAGUGCAACUGCGAAGGCAAACAUCUGUGGUAGACAACGGUGAUCAUGAUAAUACACCAAGUACAAGGAAAAGUUUCCCGUCAAAGAAUGAUUAUCGAACCGGAUGCAGGUUCAACAUAUGUUUUCAGAAUAUGGCAAAUAGAGAAAAAGCUCGGAACGUGGACAGAAUAUCACGAUUUAUGUUUCCGUUACUUUUUGUAUUAUUUAAUUUGUUUUACUGGAUUAUUUACCUCUUUGUCUUGAAAACAAAAGCAGACAUACAGCCAUGUUAAAAGAUAAUAAUAGUAUGUUCAAUCUUAUGUUUCUAUUUACUUCAGGUUUCAAUUUUGCUUACAUUAUUUAUAUUUAAUGUGUUCGGUUAUAUAUUGUAUUACAAAAUAAUAAUAUUUUGAUUAUGAGAAUAAUUUAUUGUAUUAGAGUGUCAGCUAUUUGUCUACAUUGUUAUAAACAAUUUGUCAAAUUAUAAAAUAUAUAUCGUAUAAUAAUUAAAUAAGACAAAAACACAAUAUUGUAACACUAUAUAUAUAUAUAUAUAUAUAUAUACAUAUCUUAUUAACUGUUGAAAUGAUUAAUUUAAAAGUAAAACUGCGAACUAUAUAAAAAUAAUGAAAGUAGAUAAGAAAAAUGCAAUUGAAAUUCAAGCUGGUUCGGAACCAUAUGAAAUAACAAAAAAGUAUUAUAUCAGAAUUGUUUCACAUAAAAAUGACAAUAAUUUAAAUGAGACGGCUUUACUGAGUAUGGAGCAAAGCAAAUGUUAUUUUAAACAUUUUUUGGAGUUAAAACAAUAUUAAUUUGAUUUGUGAAUAUGUUCAAUGACUCAAUCCUAUCAAAGCAUGAACAUUCACAUAAUAGAAACGUAUGUUUACAUUUUUCAUUUUGAUUUAACGCAAGUAUAUAACCAAAAGUGUAUACAUAUUGCUUAUCAAAGCAUGACGCCUUCGUAUCAUAUUAUACACCAAGUUAGAUAAAUCGUAUUGCAAUUCAACAUUCGGUAUUAAAAACUCAAAUUGGUCAAAAUGUGACUUUGGAUUGAAAGAUCUAAUCAUCAAAGACCUUAGCUCUGUGAAACAAAUUAAAAAACUUAAACCUCAAGUCACUGUAGAUCAAAAAGUGUAUCCCAUUUGAAACUGAUACAUGACAAAAUGGACUCAGGUUUCAUUAAACAGAAUGGUGUGGUUUCGUGUAACGACCCGUUUCGACAGACGAUAGUUACUAGAAAUUACAAGUAUAUUUUAAACAUUUUUGUAUUUCUAUUAACUUCUAGUACAAAACGUACUUGGGUGCAAUUUUUCUCGAUUAUUGACAUUCUGCGUGUGCCUUGAUUGUUAAUUAAAUGAAUGUAUAGUAUGAACAUUUUUAUAUCUUUAUUAAUAUUUUAAAAACAAUUAUAAAAACGAUUUAUCUUG
This is a messenger RNA of Mytilus californianus (California mussel), 2433 nucleotides long. Its product is annotated as glycine receptor subunit alpha-2-like. Bases 85 to 1299 code for a protein of 404 amino acids. Gene Ontology annotation, biological process: chemical synaptic transmission; regulation of membrane potential; chloride transmembrane transport. The transcript is spliced from 9 exons. The record is from RefSeq and is a predicted model, not a curated record. Gene Ontology annotation, molecular function: transmembrane signaling receptor activity; chloride channel activity; neurotransmitter receptor activity. Lineage: Eukaryota; Metazoa; Mollusca; Bivalvia; Mytilida; Mytilidae. Gene Ontology annotation, cellular component: synapse; membrane; neuron projection.